Uranotaenia lowii is the source of this 2508-nucleotide messenger RNA. RefSeq names its product progestin and adipoQ receptor family member 4. The record is from RefSeq and is a predicted model, not a curated record. The coding region runs from base 594 to 1907 and encodes 437 amino acids. Gene Ontology annotation, molecular function: signaling receptor activity. Lineage: Eukaryota; Metazoa; Arthropoda; Insecta; Diptera; Culicidae. The transcript has 7 exons. Gene Ontology annotation, cellular component: membrane.
CGUCGAGCGAGUCAAACGUGUCUUGCGAAAAUUUCGGAACAACUCUUAACAAGCCGCAUCCGACCCACUACAAUAGAGUGUAGCCUUUUUUCUCCUGCUGUCUGUGUUAGUGUCUCUUCUUAUCGGUGUAGUGGCCCUUGUUUGAAAGGAGGAAAGAGAGUGAGCACAAAAAAUAGACGAGCGUGUGUUUAUUUUAGCACGAUGUGCAAAUAGCGUGGGUCGGGACAAAAAUUGCAUUUCCCGCCAUGAAUAUCGAAAUGUGAAUUCGGUGCUGAAAAAAAGGUCGUUAGUGAUCUCGUGAUACACUCGCGUGUAUCCAUUUAGCUAAUCCAAGCAGGUGACGGAGACAGAUACGAAACGACAUCGUAACAACAAACAAGGUUCUUCAGUCAGUUGGUAAAUAAUAAUCGUAACGGCUACUGUGAUCAAUCAGAAGUACUCUGUGAAGCAAAUUGUGAGUGUCUCUUUGUGGGUGGGUGUGUAGAAAUCUAUGAAAUAAAAUAUUCCGUUUAAAUCGUUGCGCGUGUUCACUGGGAAGAAAUUAAAAAAUCAAACUGGAGGAACCGGACGGUUCCAGGCCACCUCCAUCAUUGAUGGAGUCCUCGACAACGGGGGCGGUGCUUUUGCCACCAAAUUCCAGUACAACGACGAUCCCCCAGACGCAGGAAAAGUCACCCGUCGUCGUCGUCGUCGAACAGACGUCGCCUUGCAAAACAAACAACAGUAACAACAAUACUCCUCCAACGUCGGCGUCAGUGUCGUCUAAUGCAAGUGUGACAGCAUCAGUUGCCGCUGUCACUCCCCCAACAAAGCCAAGUGAUAGUAAUUCGAAAAUUUUGCCACCGCCAACUACGACCUCAAACCCUGUUGCUGCUCCUCCCACAGAUAAUGUCAGCAAAGGGGUAGCAGCAGUAGAUGGCGAAGUAGGUGUUGCUGCUUCUAACAGUAACAGCAACGGCACUACCGGCGAUUCGGCACUUAUCGAGGAGGAAUCGUCCAAAGCUCAGCCGCCGCUGAUGAAGCAGCUGAAUCGGUUGCUGACGCCACCCGACGAUCUGCUCCAGUGGAAGGAUAUGCCGCAGCAUCUGCAGUUCAACCCGUACGUGCUGACCGGCUAUCGGCCGCUCCAGGGCGUCAAGGGAUGCCUGAGCAGCCUGUUCUACGUGCACAAUGAGACGAUUAAUAUUUUAACACAUGGCAUUCCAAUCGUGUACAUACUGGCAACAGUUCCGGCAAUGAUGCCAUGGGAGAAGGAGUACCGCUUUCUCUCGUGGUGCCAUCUGGUCGGUUCUGUUGCGCCCUGGUGCGGCAGCUUCGUGUACCAUUUGUUUAUGAAUCUGGAACGGGGAGAAGGAAUCUACUACCGGUUGCUGCAGCUGGACAUGCUCGGGAUAUGGAUUAGUCAAAGUUUCGGUGCUCUUCCUAUGGUAACGGCAACCGUUUAUUGCCUCAGUUGGCCCCUAAAAUGGUUUAUCAUAAUAUCGUACUCGAUGCUGUGCAUCUGGGGUCUUUAUAAGGCAAUGACGGCCUGCUCGCCGUGGCAGCGAAGGCUCUGCUUCCUUUUGCCCUUCACCUACCGGAUCGUGCUGACCCUGCUGCGGAUAUCGAAGGUGGGCGGGGGCGACCCGAACUCGCUGACACACGUUUUCCUGCAGGACGCCGUAUCGGCGGUUGGCGGAGUAAUCGGAGCGAUGCACAUACCGGAAAAGUGGUUCCCGGGAAGCGUGGACAUCUAUCUCAACUCGCACAACAUCAUGCACGUGCUGGUUGUUGUGGCCGUUUAUUCGAUGCACCAGGCCACCCUCCGCGACAUCGAAUGGAUGCAGCGGGCCGAGUGUACCGGAUCCAACAACCUAACCUCAGCGAUGAACAUAGACGCCAUAAAUGGUUCGCAUCUGGAGCUAUGACCGCCUAAAUCGAGUACAAGCUGCAAGUGUCGCGAGGAAGAUCGUCGUUCCCCGCCAUUCAAGGGCCUAGCUGAACUUUUGUUGGUCGUACGAUCAUCCCUGGGUUAAUUAGCUGAUUCUCUCGAUCCUUUAUCAAGAUCCACAUGGGUCAGUUCCCAGUGAAGGUGUUAAAAAGCGACCGGAAUGUUCUCCGAAAAAGUUAAAAGGAAAAAAAAACCUUGAUCGCCAAGUCCCUCAGCCCAAAGGUAGAAACCUACUACGAAAUGGGCUUUUUUUGGAACAAAAAAUUUCGAAAAGUUUACCCGCUUAAGUUUGUUUUCUUUAGAUUUUGUUUUUUAAUUGUAGGAUUUUAUUUCGGAUGUACAGAAGUUUUAGAUCUAAAAAUCCAUCGUCAGUUGAUAGGAAAGAAGCUGAAUCCAGAUUUUAGUGAAAAGCCCGAGAACCUCUCAUUUUGAAUGCAUCUAUUAAAACAGAACUAGAACAAAAGCUGUUGAUUUUCAGUUUGAGUUUAUUGUGCAGUAAUAUGAUUGAAAUGAAUUAGUCUUCACAAUCUAAAAAUCACCAGUCAAAAAUUUACUGGACGAAAUUUACCUUGAAACCA